AUGCCAUCCGAGUUUGUGAACCAUUUUACACGUACCCUGGAGCCUUCCACCUCCAGACCAACCUCGCCACCGCCGUCCUCGACAUUCAACACAAAAGGUCAUAAAACUCAGACCAAUGUCGUUACGUCUUCUUCUACUUCGGCGUCAGCAAGAAAAGCAGCGUUACACGCAUUGCUAUUGUCGUUGAACCAACAUACCGUAUCUCUGGACGAUAUCCAACGUAGUUUACCUACAUUGGAAGGACUUUUAAAAUCAAGAACCGCAGGCGUAACUGCUGAAAGCACAGAAGUCAGCCGAGUAAGCGUACCCGACGCGGAAGAAGACGCUCUCGAACAAGCAAUUAUAGGGAAAUUGACAGUGUCUUUAUAUUCUGAUGCUUUGGAAAUUUUCAUAACCCAGGCUACCCAAGUAGAGGCAGAAGCAGAAUGGUGGUCUGACGUGGAAAGCUCCCGUAUUCAAGUUUGUCUCUAUCUCCUUCAAACUCUUCCUUCGCGUGUUUGCAAUGUCUUACGAACUAUCAUCACCACACUACGAUCCCAUCAACUUCCUAUGAAUUUAUCUACCCUUUCUCCCUCCUCGCUACACGCUUUAUUUUCCACCUCAACGCUGAGUCUUCGACCUGGUGUUCUUACCACCAGUUUUUUCCCUCACCUUAGACACCAACAAUCUCUGAGCCUUUCUGUCCUUUUGCCAGCGUCGUCAUCAACCUAUGCGUUGGACCAUGAGGUCUCAGAAUCAACUAACGCCGUUUACGUUCGACUACGCAAAUCAUUCCAUCGCAUGGUCCACACACUCACUUGGACGUUCCGUUUUUUUAUUUUGCCUCUGGAAAUUACCAGGCAAGAGUGCAGAUACAACCAAAAGGCUCUGGAGAGAAUUAGGGAUGAACGUGCGCGUGUUCUGGGAGAACUGGCGCAAUUGCGUAUACCACUCGCGAGCCUUGUUCAUAGUUCAGCGGGUAUCCGAGUAGAUUCAUUGGCGACUCGCAAAUAUACGACAUUCCUUGAUACCCUCGCCCGAGUUGUGUCGUAUUCCGCGUCCCCAUCCUCGUUACACGCCUCCACCUCUGCAAUUUUUCCUCUUACAACGCUGUUGCAAACCAUGCCCACUCUCAACAUGAACCACACUUUGUAUCUAAAUGACCAAAACCUCCUCCGGCCGUCAAUGCUAACCCGAAUAUGGCCCCGUCUCAUGGUUUUCCCUGCCGUAGCGCUUUAUAUCUAUUCAUCACGGGAAGCAUGGAUUCCAGCUCUCAUUAACAUGCUAAAAGACGCGGAUGAAACUGUUCGUGGAUUUGUCCAGGGAUGGCUCGUGGAACCCCUAUUGGGAGUUUUACAUACGGUUCGUGUCGGUGGGAAAGGUGACGUUCUGGUCAGUAAAGAAGGCGUCGCGGCCGACUUAGAGAGCUUAGAGCGCAUGACGCUGUCACUGGCGCGCGACGCGCUCCAAUAUACACCCUCUCAACUCGAAAGCCUGGCUGAGCAGGUGAGGUUGGGUGAUUUGACACCGGUGAUGGAAAUCUACGAAGAAGACAUCCGCACCCCUUUAAAAUCCGCAAUUACCGGUACACUCCUGCGGAAUGCUUUCAUUCAAGUCCAGAAAGCCAAAGUCGAUAUCGAUCAAGCUCUGGCUGGGAUCGACCGACUUUUGAAAUCUCAAGAGCUGACGUUUGCCUUUGUCGGAGUAGCACCGUCCUUGGCUAUCGUCUGGGCAUUCUUUGGUGCAGCCGGUCGCCUGUUGAAGACCAGCUCAGGCAGCCGGUAUGGUGGCCGCAGAAAAAGGAGAGGAGUAUGGGAACGGCUGCGACGAAUUGAACGCCUUUUGAUCCUUCAACCUCCCUCAGGACCGUCCGUCUCUGAUACAUUGAAUUCAGACUCGCCUAUAGCACCCCUCCCAACAGGCCUUCUUAUCCUUUCUCUGACGCGCCUCCGAUCGUAUGCACUGGCAAAUCUACCUGCAAACAUUCAGGCAGCUUUCCUUGAGGACCUCGGAGAUUUAGAGGAUACACAACUUGGUAGAGAGGCGAAGUUGAGGGUUGUGGAAAGAAUGUGGAGGUGUUGGGGUCAGGGUCAGGAAGCUGUCAUCAGAUAUUAA
Messenger RNA from Psilocybe cubensis, 2094 nucleotides. RefSeq lists its product as uncharacterized. The coding region runs from base 1 to 2094 and encodes 697 amino acids. The record is from RefSeq and is a predicted model, not a curated record. Gene Ontology annotation, cellular component: mitochondrial outer membrane. The transcript is spliced from 5 exons. Lineage: Eukaryota; Fungi; Basidiomycota; Agaricomycetes; Agaricales; Agrocybaceae.